CGUAAAAACAAACGCAAAUCAGUAUUUAGCAGGAUACUGUUAGCUAGCUAAUAUAGUUUGUUAGCAAGCUCUUCAACUAACGACAGCUCGCCUAAUUAAAUAUAACUCGUGCGAGGUAACAGCUUACCUAUCUGAUAAGUUUGUUCUGUGGAAGGGAAUUUCAAUGAAGAGUACUGUGGAAUUAUAAUACACUGAUCAUGACAACUGAGACAUACGUCAAGGACAUCAAGCCUGGGCUCAAGAAUUUAAACGUCAUCUUUAUCGUACUGGAAACAGGUAGGGUUACAAAAACCAAGGACGGGCAUGAAGUGCGUACCUGCAAAGUUGCCGACAAGACCGGCAGCAUUAGCAUAUCAGUAUGGGAUGAGGUGGGGGGGCUCAUCCAGACCGGCGACAUCAUCAGACUUACCAAAGGGUAUGCUUCAGUUUUCAAAGGUUGUCUCACUUUGUAUACAGGGAGAGGUGGCGAACUACAGAAGAUUGGAGAAUUCUGCAUGGUGUACUCUGAAGUGCCAAAUUUUAGUGAGCCAAACCCAGAAUAUUUGGCCCUGAUGAACAAGACGGGGCUCAGUGACCAAGGAAACAGCAUGAGCAGCAACAGCAAUGGUUCAUCUACUCCUAGUAAUGAUGCCACCAAUGGAAAUGGAGUAAAUUCUCAAACUGCCACCCCCACUGGUGUGCAGCAGGGUGGCAGAGCAAGUAGCAGCAGGGCAGCAGGUGGCACCGUGAGCAAUGGGAAGGAGACACGGCGUUCAGCCAAAAGAUAAUCGCAGCUACCCAACACACUAGAUAUUCUUUUGAAAAACCACAUGGUUCAUUGCCUGUCUUGUUGACAUUAAUUAUUGGCAUGUAAUGUUACAGUGCCCUGUAAUCUUGACUUGAACAAACUUGGUAAAUGUGUGCCCUGCAAAAAUGAUUUGGAGCAAGUCAAAUAUAAAUGGGUUAUUUCAAAUUUUUAACAUUUGUAACAGUUGAAGGGCUGUAAUUAUUGAUAUUUUAAAAGCCAUAAUACUAGUCUUUCCUAUUUGAAAUUAACAUGCAUCCAAACCAUAAAUUUGUGAGUAGUCUGAAAGAACCUUAUACUUUCAUGCUCUGUUCAGGAUUAGGGUAGCUUUUUUUUUUUUUUUUUGCUGUAGAUUUUUAUUGAAGUGUUUUAUUGAGCAGGGAGGGGCAAUGUUAUUAGAAAACUAAUUGUCUUUUCUAGUUUCAGAAUGUGUGUUUGUUUAAACUUUACCAAGUGACGGUAGGUGCAACUGGCGUUUUCAUCUGAAAUGUUCAGUCACAUAAGAUAAUAAAAGGGCAAGGGAAUACUUUGUACUAAACAUACAAACUUAAGUCUAAUCUGCAAAACAUGGUGAUAGUUUUGCUGAUGCUAAUGUAUAUUUUUCAUUUAUAUUUUCACCUUUCACACAUAAAUGAAAAAAUAUUCUGUAUACUUUAUGUUAAUGUUAGAAUAAUACUUUGUCACAGCAAGGUCUGCAGGAAUGUGUGAUGACUUUUUAAGCUGUUUGUCCAUGUGUGUGCUCAUAAUUACACUUCAUUGGAUAUAUUGUAAUAUGAUGAAAAAUUAAUCUUUACUGGUACAACUACAUUUUUUAAGCAAUAAUUUCAGAUGAGUUUAAGAAAGACAUGCAUCCUUUUGUUAUACAUUAAAGUUAAGAAUUGAAUUUAGUAGGACACUUGAGACUGUACUGUACCCACAGUUACUCUGCACUGUCCCCAUCCCUCAGGGCAAACAUGCUUUUUCCCCUGUGUGUGUGUGUGUGGGAGAGAAAGAACAGAUGUAGAAUUGGAAUUUUUCA
Molecule: messenger RNA, 1802 nt
Organism: Electrophorus electricus (electric eel)
Lineage: Eukaryota; Metazoa; Chordata; Actinopteri; Gymnotiformes; Gymnotidae
Source: RefSeq, a predicted model, not a curated record